Molecule: messenger RNA, 830 nt
Organism: Brassica napus (rape)
Lineage: Eukaryota; Viridiplantae; Streptophyta; Magnoliopsida; Brassicales; Brassicaceae
Product: non-specific lipid-transfer protein 1
Exons: 2
Coding region: 291-638 (115 amino acids)
Biological process (GO): lipid transport; systemic acquired resistance
Molecular function (GO): fatty acid binding
Source: RefSeq, a predicted model, not a curated record
GUUUCUAGAGAGAGCAAGAUGGUGGAAACAUCAUUCAUGAAGGGCGAGAAAAGAGAGGCAAAUCCAAAGACGCAAGAGAUCAAACGGCUUGGACACAAAACAGAUGGUGAAAUCUAAAUCGAAGUAACCCAAAAAAAAAAAAACAAAUGAUUACAUAAUGAGAAAGAUUUUAAGAUCCAUUAUCAACGGAACACGUCACUAAAACACAACCACCCCACUAAACAUGUCUUACUAUAUAAGAAUCAUCAAAGCAGUAAGAGUCUUAAGACACAAACAAAACAAGAAGAAGCAUGAAGUGUUGUAAGUUUACUGCAUUGGCUUUGAUGAAUCUUCUAAUCACAUUGGUUUCCAUUGAAGCGGCUGGUGAGUGUGGUCGCAUGCCCAUUGGUCAAGCCGCGGCUAGCUUAAGCCCGUGUUUGCCUGCUACAAAGAACCCGAGGGGUAAGGUUCCACCGGUUUGCUGUGCCAAAGUGGGUGCUCUCAUCAGAACCAACCCUCGUUGUCUUUGUGCUGUCGUGCUUUCUCCUUUGGCCAAAAACGCUGGAAUCAAUCCUGGAGUCGCAAUCGCUAUUCCCAAACGUUGUAACAUCCGCAACCGCCCAGCUGGCAAGCGAUGUGGACGUUACAUUGUUCCAUGAAGAUUUAACUUCGCUUUGGAUCUUUUAGGAUCAAAAUGAUGAGAAGUUCUCAAGAUUUAAAAAUAAAUGUUUUCACUUACCUUUGUAGAGGAGAAAUGUGAACUAUAUAUCCUUAAUAAUCUAUGUUGUUGAACUAUAUAUGAGUAUGCAUUAUUUAUUGCAAUAUAUGAAUAAAGUGUUUUUUCUGUUUCA